Molecule: messenger RNA, 1203 nt
Organism: Durusdinium trenchii
Lineage: Eukaryota; Dinophyceae; Suessiales; Symbiodiniaceae
Source: the annotation of a GenBank genome assembly
AUGGCGUCCACGGAGCUGCGGCCCGGGCGGAAGAAGGCCCUGGCCUUGGAGGAGCGUGGAACACGCCCGUCCGCGGUGCGGCAAGCGUGGUGGAGCACGGGGGGAGGUCGGAAGGACACCGAGCUCCGGUCCCUGAGAAUUCCCUCGACCGCACACCGGGGCUCCUUGUCGCCCUCGAAGCAUUCCUACCUGCCGACCCUACAAGAGCAGGCUCGGGAGGAUCGGCUGGGACGCCUGGUGGAUCCUGUGGGGUCUGAAGCGUUCUUGGGGCGUGCAGCUUUUGGGGUGGGAUCGGAGAAGCAGGGCCGUGCGGUCUUUCAACACGUGGGUGAAACCCUUUCUGGUUUGAGGCCGGUCGCGAUCAGCGCGCAGAAGUUGGUCAACGAGUCCUUGGCCUUGGAGGCGGAGAAGAAGGGCGGUGGACAUCUCCCAGAAGCUCAGGUACUGACCGACCUCUCUGCGGAUGUCUUGGAGAAUGUCAAGGCCGAAUUCGUGGAGAACGGCGGCGCGCUGAACGGCGAGGACUUCGUCCGCGCCAUGUUGAGGCCGUGGGACGGGGUCGAUGCUGAUGGAUGGGCGGGUGCGGACCUCUUCUCCCACAUGGAUGUGCAUGGUGAGAGUUCCGUCACAUGGGAGGAUGUCUCCAACUACUUCAUCGAGCAGGGCAUGUCAGGCGGUGACGAGUUCACGGUGGACAGUAUCAAGACCUAUGAGGUCAGUCAAGUCAAGGACGUCUCGAAGCACGAGACGCCCGUGGAGAAGUUGGUCUACUUAGAAUCGAUUGAUUCCUUAGUGUGUCUCUCGCGGGGCUCGCGGCAGUUCCGGCUCUACGACCCGAAGCGCUGCGUGCUGAAGGACACGGUGCACGGGCACCGUGGCACCGUCAUCAAUUGCUGCUAUGUGGAUGCUUGGAGUCAAAUCGCCACCACCGCCGCAGACAUGACGAUCUGCUUCUGGGAUUCGCAUCUCCAGCUGCGAAACCGCUUAGCUGCCAAGGACGUGCAACUUUGUCUGCAGUGGGACAGCCUCUCACGGAGUCUCUUCAGUGGUGCCAUUGAUGGCACGCUCAGCCGAUGGGAUCCUUGGCCGGUGUUUUGGGCACUUCUGCCGUGGAUUCGUAUCGCCACGAGACAAUACGAUCGCAGACAUCGGUAUAGAGGAGCAAAAAGACCAGGGUGGGUGGAAUCCAGAGGUGACCAGUAA